Messenger RNA from Prunus dulcis (almond), 3777 nucleotides. RefSeq names its product protein argonaute 1-like. Gene Ontology annotation, cellular component: cytoplasm. The coding region runs from base 214 to 3423 and encodes 1069 amino acids. The record is from RefSeq and is a predicted model, not a curated record. The transcript is spliced from 22 exons. Gene Ontology annotation, biological process: regulatory ncRNA-mediated post-transcriptional gene silencing. Gene Ontology annotation, molecular function: protein binding; RNA binding. Lineage: Eukaryota; Viridiplantae; Streptophyta; Magnoliopsida; Rosales; Rosaceae.
UAACACACAGGCACAGCAUAAAUAUAUAGAAUAUUCAAGUGAGAGAGAGCGAGAGAGAGAGAGAGAGAGAGAGAGAGAGUUAGUAUCGAGUGGGCAGGGAGCCCCUUUUCUUUUUCCAUUUUCAUCCUUCUCUCUCGCCUCUGAAGCACCAAAAGCAACCACUGCUGUGGUCUUGUACGACGUUCAUCGGUAUUCCGCUUUUACGAAAUCAUUAUGGUGAGGAAGAGGAGAACUGAACUUCCUAGUGGAGGUGAAAGCUCUGAGUCGCAUGAACCCUCUGGGGGUAGUGGUCGUGGUUCUCAGCGGGCUGCUGAAAGGACUCCACCACAACAACAGGGUGGAGGAAGCUACCAAGGUGGAAGGGGAUUGGGCCCCCAGGGAGGACGUGGAGGCUAUGAGGGAGGACGUGGAGGCAGCUAUGGUGGGGGUCGUGGAGGCCGUGGAGUGCCACAACAGCAGCAGUAUGGUGGGCCCCAAGAAUAUCAAGGCAGGGGAAGGGGAGGGCCGACUCAGCAAGGAGGUCGUGGAGGAUAUGGAGGUGGUCGUGGCAGUGGUGGUCGCGGAGGACCACCUUCUCCGGGUGGCCCAGCCAGACCACAAUUCCCCGAGCUGCACCAAGCAACCCCAGUUCCUUAUCAAGCUGGGGUCACCCCUCAGCCUGCGUAUGAGGCGAGUUCGUCGUCAUCGUCCCAGCCACCCGAGCCUUCAGAAGUGGUGGUGCAGUUUGAGGACCUUUCCAUCGAGCAAGAGACUGCACCUUCACAGGCUAUUCAACCUGCGGCGCCAGCGCCCUCAAGUAAGUCAGUCAGGUUCCCUCUUCGCCCUGGUAAGGGUAGCACCGGCAUAAGGUGUACAGUCAAGGCAAACCAUUUCUUUGCUGAACUGCCAGACAAAGAUCUCCACCAAUAUGAUGUUACUAUUACUCCAGAGGUCACAUCGAGGGGUGUAAACCGUGCUGUGAUGGAGCAGCUAGUGAAACUGUAUAGGGAAUCCCAUCUUGGAAAGCGUCUUCCAGCUUAUGAUGGACGAAAGAGCCUGUAUACUGCUGGACCACUUCCUUUUCUUUCAAAGGAGUUCAAAAUCAUUCUCAUUGAUGAAGACGAUGGACCAGGUGGACAGAGGAGAGAGAGGGAGUUCAGAGUGGUCAUCAAGUUUGCUGCACGCGCUGACCUGCACCAUUUAGGUCUCUUUUUGCAAGGGAGGCAAGCUGAUGCACCUCAGGAGGCGCUUCAGGUUCUGGACAUUGUUCUACGUGAAUUACCUACUUCUAGGUACUGUCCUGUGGGCCGUUCAUUUUAUGCCCCUGAUUUGGGCAGAAGACAGUCACUUGGAGAGGGUUUGGAAAGUUGGCGCGGUUUCUAUCAGAGUAUUCGUCCAACUCAGAUGGGGCUGUCUCUGAAUAUUGAUAUGUCAUCUACUGCCUUUAUUGAGCCAUUACCAGUUAUUGAAUUUGUAACUCAGCUACUGAAUCGGGAUGUUACACAUAGGCCACUUUCCGAUUCUGAUCGUGUAAAGAUAAAAAAGGCUCUUCGUGGAGUCAAGGUUGAAGUAACACACCGAGGAAAUAUGCGCAGAAAAUACCGUAUAUCUGGUUUAACGUCGCAGGCAACUAGAGAAUUGACUUUUCCCGUUGAUGAAAGAGGAACUAUGAAAUCUGUUGUCGAGUACUUCUAUGAAACCUAUGGUUUUGUCAUUCAACAUACACAAUGGCCUUGCCUUCAAGUUGGAAAUCAGCAGCGGCCGAACUAUUUACCCAUGGAGGUUUGUAAAAUUGUUGAAGGGCAGAGGUACUCUAAGAGAUUGAAUGAGAGGCAGAUUACUGCUUUGCUUAAGGUGACCUGUCAGCGCCCUCACGACAGAGAACAAGAUAUCAUGCGGACUGUCCGUCAUAAUGCUUACCAUGAAGAUCCUUAUGCAAAGGAAUUUGGAAUCAAAAUUAGUGAGAAUCUGGCUCAGGUUGAAGCUCGCAUUCUUCCUCCACCCUGGCUUAAAUAUCAUGAUACUGGAAGGGAAAAGGAUUGCUUGCCCCAAGUUGGACAAUGGAACAUGAUGAAUAAGAAAAUGGUUAAUGGGGGAAAAGUAAACAAUUGGAUUUGCAUUAAUUUCUCAAGGACUGUCCAAGACAGUGUGGCCCGUGGAUUCUGUUCUGAACUUGCCCAAAUGUGUUACAUUUCUGGCAUGGCUUUUAAUCCAGAACCAGUUCUUCCACCAUUCAGUGCUCGACCUGAUCAGGUGGAGAAGGUCUUGAAAACUCGGUACCAUGAUGCGAUGACUAAGCUUCGGGUCCAGGGCAAGGAGCUUGACUUGCUUGUUGUUAUUUUGCCAGAUAAUAAUGGUUCUCUUUAUGGUGACUUGAAACGAAUCUGUGAGACAGAUCUUGGCCUGGUAUCCCAGUGCUGUUUGACGAAACAUGUAUUUAGAAUGAGUAAACAAUAUUUGGCAAAUGUUGCAUUGAAGAUAAAUGUAAAGGUUGGGGGAAGGAACACAGUGCUUGUUGAUGCACUGUCAAGACGUAUUCCCUUAGUCAGCGACCGGCCUACUAUAAUUUUUGGUGCUGAUGUUACCCAUCCUCAUCCAGGGGAGGAUUCAAGCCCAUCAAUUGCAGCUGUUGUGGCUUCUCAAGACUGGCCUGAGAUUACUAAGUAUGCUGGUUUGGUUUGUGCUCAAGCCCAUCGCCAGGAGCUCAUCCAAGAUCUUUUUAAAACCUGGCAGGAUCCUGCGAGGGGGACAGUAUCUGGUGGAAUGAUAAAGGAACUGCUUAUUUCAUUUCGUAGAGCAACAGGGCAGAAGCCACAGCGCAUCAUAUUUUACAGGGAUGGUGUCAGUGAGGGGCAGUUCUACCAAGUUCUACUAUAUGAACUUGAUGCAAUUCGUAAGGCUUGUGCUUCAUUGGAGCCAAACUAUCAGCCUCCUGUGACUUUUGUUGUGGUUCAGAAACGUCAUCAUACAAGAUUGUUUGCCAACAACCAUCAUGACCGCAAUACAGUUGACAGGAGUGGGAAUAUCUUACCUGGUACGGUUGUGGACUCCAAAAUCUGUCAUCCAACAGAGUUUGACUUCUACCUGUGCAGUCAUGCAGGAAUUCAGGGUACAAGCCGUCCAGCUCAUUACCAUGUGUUGUGGGAUGAAAACAAGUUUACAGCUGAUGCACUGCAGUCACUGACAAAUAAUCUUUGCUAUACAUAUGCAAGAUGCACUCGUUCGGUUUCCAUUGUUCCUCCCGCGUACUAUGCCCAUCUUGCUGCGUUUCGAGCUCGGUUCUACAUGGAACCAGAGACAUCAGACAGUGGAUCGAUGACAAGUGGUGCUCCUGGACGUGGGGGCAUGGGUGCACGUAGCACACGGGCACCAGGUGCAAAUGCUGCUGUGAGGCCUUUGCCAGCCCUCAAGGAAAAUGUCAAAAGGGUUAUGUUCUACUGUUAGAGGGGCCUUCCUUGGUAGAAGUUAAGUUGGCAAUGUCCCAUAAGAAUGUAGUAGAUGCACACAUUGUAAAUGUCGUUUUGGAAUUUGCAGAGGGUGUUAUAGGCUUGGUGCUCUCUUUAGGUGUCGUGGUCAAGAAUCUGAAAUUUCCCAUUGCAACUGGUUUUUGGGAUGCUUAGUUUAGUUAUAUGUUUCAUGAGAUGGAAUUGGACAACUAGUGGCUUUCAGUUAUAUUGAAAGGGAGGAAAAACAAUUGGUAGACUUAAAAUUGAAUCUGGUGUAGGAAGUAACCUUUGGAAAUGAAUGCGUUGCUCUGCUCUUGUUUUUUCAGAUGAUUAAACAUUUGAUUGAAGUGGA